CUUACACAAAGAGCCAAAUUAAACGUAAAAGCACAGGGAAUAGCCAUUACAAAUUCAUUUAGAGACAUUGAUGAAGACAUUGAAAGUGAUUCAGAUGAACAAGAAUCAUCUCAAACAAAUCUACUUGCUUUAGAUCCCAUCAGUUCCUUUUCAACUCAGGAGACACUGUCUAGCCAAAAGAGACAAAAGACAAGAGAUGACGCUGCUUUAUUACGAGAAAUCAAAUCGAUGGAUGAUGACGAUGACUAUGAAGAACAAGAAGGACAAGAUGAAAUAAUCGAUACAGAGGAUCUUGACGAUCUGCUUCAUUCACCUAUUUACGAAUUCAUCGAACCUUCGACUAAAGGAUUUGAACCUCAUUUUACAAAUAUACCCAACCAGCAGCCCACAGUGCCGAUGCCAAAACCACCUGAAUUUUUGAGACGACGGGUGAAAAGAGAAGGAAAGAAGACGAUUGAAUUCAAAAAGGGCGGUAUGGCGGAGAGAGCACUGGCUACCAUUGUUCAUGAAAAAGAUGAAUUUGAUGAGUGGGAGAGAGGCGUGAAUGCGAUGAUGGCAAAAUAUGGGUCCAUUGUGGAAGUGUGUAGUCGAUCACCAGAAUCAACCUUGUUUCGUCUAAUAGACCCUUGGCUAGAGCGUGGGCUUGUCUUUGCCUGGUGUGUGCCCGUGAAGAGAACGGAAAUAGAAAUGGUUCUUGGCGAUCGAACACCGGUGGGUUCACAGACACGGGACGACAGCGAGGAUGAUAUUAUUGAAGAUUUCUCACAGCCCAAGUCAUUGCCAUCCUAUAUACCUAGUGAAGAGGAUGAGCGGCUAUUGAUGGCAUUCUCAUUUGCCUAUGUGACCACAGCAGUGAGUAAAGAAGAGUUUGUAGAAAAGGAGACGUGUGUAGGAGUAUGGCCACAUUGGACAGAGAUGGAUACGAUGAUAGAUGACGUUUACCAAAAGGUCUAUCUAGUUACUCGAUUCAAAUCAGAUAUGAUUUAUUAA
This is a messenger RNA of Rhizopus microsporus ATCC 52813, 990 nucleotides long. RefSeq lists its product as uncharacterized. The transcript has a single exon. The record is from RefSeq and is a predicted model, not a curated record. NCBI's taxonomy places the organism in Eukaryota, Fungi, Mucoromycota, Mucoromycetes, Mucorales, Rhizopodaceae. The annotation marks the transcript as partial.